Anopheles marshallii is the source of this 1515-nucleotide messenger RNA. Its product is annotated as catalase-like. Bases 1 to 1515 code for a protein of 504 amino acids. The transcript has 2 exons. Gene Ontology annotation, molecular function: heme binding; catalase activity. NCBI's taxonomy places the organism in Eukaryota, Metazoa, Arthropoda, Insecta, Diptera, Culicidae. The record is from RefSeq and is a predicted model, not a curated record. Gene Ontology annotation, biological process: response to hydrogen peroxide; hydrogen peroxide catabolic process. Gene Ontology annotation, cellular component: mitochondrion; peroxisome; cytoplasm.
AUGUCGCGCAAUCCGGCCGAAAAUCAGCUGAACGCGUUCCGGGAUGCCCAGAAGGAGAAGACGACGGCUACCAUGAGCCAUGGUGCUCCGGUCGGUACGAAGACCGCCUCGCAAACGGCCGGUCCACGUGGUCCGGUUCUGCUGCAGGACGUUCACCUUAUCGACGAGCUGGCCCACUUCGAGCGCGAGCGUAUUCCGGAGCGUGUGGUGCACGCCAAGGGUGCCGGUGCCUUCGGGUACUUCCAGGUCACGCACGACAUCACCAAGUACUGUGCCGCGAAGCUGUUCGAGAAGGUGGGCAAGAAAACCCCGAUGGCCAUCCGUUUCUCGACCGUCGGUGGUGAGAGCGGUUCCGCCGACACGGUGCGCGAUCCGCGCGGUUUCGCCGUCAAGUUCUACACGGACGAUGGUGUGUGGGAUAUGGUGGGCAACAAUACGCCCAUCUUCUUCAUCCGCGAUCCGAUCCUGUUCCCGAGCUUCAUCCACACGCAGAAGCGCAACCCGGCCACUCACCUGAAGGAUGCGGACAUGUUCUGGGAUUUCAUUUCCCUCCGGCCGGAGACGACGCACCAGACGAUGUUCCUUUUCGCGGACCGCGGUCUUCCGGAUGGCUACCGUUUCAUGAAUGGAUACGGUUCGCAUACGUACAAGCUGGUUAACGCCGAGGGCAAACCGGUGUACUGCAAGUUCCAUUUCAAGACCGAUCAGGGUAUCAAGAACAUGGAUACGACCCGUGCCGCUGACCUGUCGAGCACCGAUCCGGACUACAGCAUUCGCGAUCUGUACAACGCGAUCGCCAAGAAGGACUUCCCCAGUUGGACGCUGAAGAUCCAGGUGAUGACCUUCGAACAGGCCGAAAAGGUACCGUACAACCCAUUCGAUCUGACCAAGAUCUGGCCGCAGAGCGACUUCCCGCUGAUCCCGGUCGGUCGCAUGGUGCUCGACCGCAACCCGAGCAACUACUUUGCCGAGGUGGAGCAGGCCGCAUUUGCUCCGUCUCACCUUGUGCCCGGAAUCGAACCGUCCCCGGACAAGAUGUUGCAGGCGCGUCUCUUCGCUUACGCUGACACGCACCGUCAUCGCGUGGGUGCCAACUACCUGAUGCUACCGGUCAACUGCCCCUACCGGGUGCCGGUGCGCAACUACCAGCGUGACGGACCGAUGAACUCUACCGACAAUCAGGGUGGUGCUCCAAACUAUUUCCCCAACUCGUUCAGCGGUCCGCAACCGUGCCCCGUGGCGCACAAGCUGCAAAACUCACAGCUGAAGCUGUCUGGCGAUGUAGAUCGCUAUGAAGUAUCGGAGGAUGAUGAUUUCUCCCAGCCGGCCGUGUUCUAUCGCCGCGUGCUGGAUGAAGCUGCCCGCAAGCGGCUAAUUAGCAACAUUGUGGGCCACUUGUCAAAUGCAUCACCGUUCCUGCAGGAACGUGCGGUGAAGAACUUCGCCAUGGUCGAUGCUGAUUUUGGCCGUCAACUUUCUGAGGGAUUGAAGCUGCACCGUUCGGCCAGUUUGUAA